This is a messenger RNA of Oncorhynchus masou masou (cherry salmon), 741 nucleotides long. Its product is annotated as T-box transcription factor T-like. Gene Ontology annotation, biological process: heart morphogenesis; mesoderm formation; regulation of transcription by RNA polymerase II. The record is from RefSeq and is a predicted model, not a curated record. Gene Ontology annotation, cellular component: nucleus. Gene Ontology annotation, molecular function: DNA-binding transcription factor activity, RNA polymerase II-specific; RNA polymerase II cis-regulatory region sequence-specific DNA binding. Lineage: Eukaryota; Metazoa; Chordata; Actinopteri; Salmoniformes; Salmonidae.
AUGGCCUUAGGUGGCGGGGAUGGCCCUGGGAAGGUUACACAGUACCGGGUGGACCACCUUCUCACUGCCGUGGAGAACGAGCUACAGGCGGGCAGCGAGAAGGGCGAUCCUACGGAGAGACAACUCAAAGUCGGCUUGGAUGAGAACGAACUGUGGCGGAAGUUCCAGGAACUCACGAAUGAAAUGAUAGUAACCAAAAAUCCAAGGCGCAUGUUUCCGGUGCUGAAGGUGAAUGUUUCUGGGUUGGAUCCAAACGCCAUGUACUCGUUCCUGCUGGACUUCGUGGCUGCAGACAACCACCGGUGGAAAUACGUUAAUGGGGAGUGGGUUCGGGGUAAACCCGAGCCUCAAGCCCCGAGCUGCGUGUAUAUCCACCCGGACUCGCCUAACUUUGGAGCGCGCUGGAUGAAAGAUCCGGUCUCAUUCUGUAAAGUCAAACUCACCAACAAACUCAAUGGAGGAGGCCAGAUCAUGUUAAACUCGUUGCACAAAUAUGAGCCACGUGUCCAUAUUGUCCGCGUCGGAGGGCCGCAGAGAAUGAUCACGAGUCACUCCUUCCCGGAGACUCAGUUCAUAGCGGUCACUGCCUACCAGAACGAAGAGGUACAUUAUUAUAACGGUCUGAAAAUCAAAUACAACCCGUUUGCCAAGGCCUUUCUGGAUACUAAAGAAAGAACGGAUCAUAAACCCAUCUUGGAUGACAGUGACAACCAACACUCAAGCUACUCUCAAUUUGAUUGA